This is a messenger RNA of Penicillium taxi, 1197 nucleotides long. Its product is annotated as ELL-associated factor. NCBI's taxonomy places the organism in Eukaryota, Fungi, Ascomycota, Eurotiomycetes, Eurotiales, Aspergillaceae. The record is from RefSeq and is a predicted model, not a curated record. The transcript has a single exon. The coding region runs from base 1 to 1197 and encodes 398 amino acids.
AUGACCGCCCCCGCGCUGGUUGACCCGACGAAGCAGGCCGAGUACCCUAUCGUCCUGGGUGAACGGCUGGCCAAGGCAGAUUCCAGUCGGUUGGUCAAUGUCAACUACAAUUAUAAGACCAAAUCUGCAACGUCGCGACAACGCUCAAUCAUCACUCGCUCCUCCCCGUCGCACGAUCUCUACAAUCUUUCCGUCACCGAUAAGGCCCCAAACGCCGAUCACACCUUAGCUUAUUCCUACGAAGGGUGCGAAGAUCCAGCCAGUGAAGGUAAUUACAUCCUGGUCUUUGACCCUGAUCGGAAAGUUUUUGUUCUGGAUACUGUGUCUACGAAAUAUAAUUUCAACUUGCGGUCGGCACCAGGGAAGACCGAGAAACAGGUCAUUGAACAAUACGAGCAACUCAGUCUGGGUACACACGAGUAUGAACAUACAUCGGGCGAAGAUCGCAAUGCUGUGAGCGGUGCUAGCGAAGAUGAGGGUACCGCUGACGAUAACAACCCAUACGACUUCCGACAUUUCCUUCGCAAAGAGGGAGCGGAAGAUGUUAAGCCGGCCUCGGGCCACUCCACCCCGGAGCCGGUGUACACCAGCAAGGCCAACACGCCGAUAAUUCCAGCCACAAAGCCAGCCACAAAACCCAUAGCUCGACCCAGGAAGCAGGCCAAUCCACUUCGAGAAACAAAACGUCCGGCAAAGCCACCAGCUAGAGCUGAUCCACCUAAGCCGACUACGGAGAUACCCGCUGAACCCACCGUUCGCGCCGAUCCACUGGAGCUCGAGCAGCGUCGUCGUUCUCCAUCAGCAGGUGCCUCUCAAAAGAGCAUUUCUUCUCCUGGCUCAAACAUCAUUAUUGAUGGAGACCUUAUUAUUGACAUGGGCUCCCCACCACCUUCGAGACCCUUCAGAGUCAACCCUGCCCACUUCUCAUCUAACCAUACCCCAGAUGACAGAGAGGAAGAUGAUGGGGAUGAGGAACUUGAGGAAUUCAGACUCCCAUCUCCUGCUGGAAAUAACAAGGCCCCACCCCCAAUUUUAGAAGCAGAUGAUGUGGAAGACGAUGAUGCACUUGCUGCGGAGAUGGAAGCAGCCUUUGAAGAGAGUGCUCGGGAAGAGGAGCAGGCCAGGAACCAGCAGUAUGGUCAAAAUCAUUACAAUGUCCCAAGUGAUGAUGAGAGUGAAGUCAGUGAAGAGGAGUAA